AUGGCCCCCGUGACAUCCGCCCUCGUCCUCUCCCUUCUGACCUCCCUCGGCGGCGCAAUCGGCUACGCCCGCACAGGCUCAAUCCCCUCCAUCGCAGCCGGCCUUUCCGUAGGCUUCGUGUAUCUCCUCUCGUUCCUACGUCUACGUGGCGGCCAAUCCUAUGGCGAGGAACUCGGCCUCUUGGCUUCUGCUGUGCUAGGUGGAAGCUCGAUCCCGCGUGUUAUCAAGACGGGUGGAAAGCCUGUUCCAUUGGGCUUGUCUGUGCUUGCGUUGUAUGGACUAUGGAUUUUCGGGAUUGCCUACAAGGAGCGGAGAUAG
This is a messenger RNA of Penicillium brevicompactum, 318 nucleotides long. RefSeq names its product TMEM14 family protein. The transcript has 2 exons. The record is from RefSeq and is a predicted model, not a curated record. Bases 1 to 318 code for a protein of 105 amino acids. Gene Ontology annotation, cellular component: membrane. NCBI's taxonomy places the organism in Eukaryota, Fungi, Ascomycota, Eurotiomycetes, Eurotiales, Aspergillaceae.